UCAGUACCACGUUUUGUGCUUCUUCUAGCACAUCGGGAGGUAACUCUUCUUCAGGAUUCAUUAUUAACACUGCAAACGUUUUCACAAAACAAUGGUACACGUGGGAUAAUACGGAUCUGUACCCAAACAACCAAUCACCAGCCGCCAACUCGUAAUACAAUUCCUGCAGGUCUGCAGUGAUCAAAACAGCUGGAAUUUGACAGUUUUGUGCGCAAGACGCAGAACGGGAACUUGGCACAUGGAAAAACUGACGUGGACGAAGAAUAGACAAAAGUAAUCUAUCAAAUUAAAACUUGUUUAUACCGUACCUAACAUAGAGUCUAUAUGCUCACAGAAUAGGAUCCAAAAUGAAGAUCUCCGUGGGAAUUUUGUGUUGCUUGGUAUGUUUGUUCACAUACUGUGAAAGUUUAGCAGUGAUGUCAGUAGACCUGGGCACGGAGUGGAUGAAAAUUGGAAUUGUGUCUCCAGGCGUGCCGAUGGAAAUCGCUUUAAAUAAAGAAUCCAAAAGAAAAAGCCCAGCGGUGAUAAGUUUUCGCGACAACGUGAGAACCUUUGGUGAAGACGCCCAAACGAUAGGUAUAAGGUUUCCAAAAAAUUCGUACAUGUACUUGCUUGAUUUGUUGGGGAAAAACAUUAAUCAUCCCUUGGUACAUUUGUACAAGCAACGUUUCCCGUACUAUGAGAUUGUAGAAGAUAAGGAAAGAGGAACAGUUUUGUUUAAACAUGAAGCAGAUGUGUAUUACAGCCCCGAGGAAUUAAUAGCACAAUUAUUAGCGAAAGCGAAGGAGUUUGCUGAAGCAGGCGCGAGACAACGCAUUAAGGAAUGUGUCAUAACUGUACCAGGUUAUUUCAACCAAGCGGAACGCAAAGCUUUAAUACAAGCCGCUCAGUUAGCUGAUCUGAAAGUUUUACAAUUAAUCAACGAUUACACAGCUGUGGCUCUAAAUUAUGGAAUUUUUAGGAGUAAAGAUUUUAAUGAGACUGCUCAGUAUGUGAUGUUUUACGAUAUGGGGGCGUCUUCCACCACCGCUACGUUAGUAAGUUAUCAGACAGUGAAAACUAAAGAAAGGGGUUAUGUAGAGACCCAUCCACAAUUAUCUAUUAUUGGUGUUGGCUUUGACAGAACAUUAGGAGGGUUAGAAAUACAAUUACGUUUAAGAGACCACCUUGCUGAACAAUUUAAUAAAGUUAAAAAAACAAAGACUAAUGUUUUCGACAAUCCUAGAGCCAUGGCCAAAUUAUUCAAGGAAGCUGGGAGGGUGAAAAAUGUAUUAUCAGCGAACGCAGAACAUUACGCGCAAAUUGAGGGGUUGUUGGAUGAAGAAGAUUUCAAAGUUCUUGUGACAAGAGAAGAUUUAGAAGGUUUGAUUAAAGAUUUGUUUGAAAGGGUUGGUAAACCUGUGGAACAAGCACUGAAGACCGCCCACUUGACUAAAGAUAUCAUAGGCCAAGUUGUUCUAGUAGGAGCGGGUACUAGAGUUCCUAAAGUACAAGAAUUUUUACAGAAAGCUGUUGGUCAAGAGUUGGCUAAGAAUUUAAACACUGAUGAAGCUGCUACUAUGGGCGCGGUUUAUAAAGCAGCGGACUUAAGUACGGGUUUCCAGGUGAAAAAAUUCUUAACAAAAGAUGCUGUUGUUUAUCCAAUUCAAGUUGUUUUUGAACGGGAAACUUCAGAAGGAAUCAGACAAGUGAAGCGUACCCUCUUUGGAUUAAUGAAUCCAUAUCCCCAGAAAAAAAUUAUCACUUUCAACAAAUAUACUACAGAUUUUAGUUUUUCUGUUAAUUACGCUGACUUGGAAUAUUUACCAAGCAACGAAGUAGCAAACGUCGGUGUUGUAAAUUUAACGGAAGUGAGCUUACAAGGAGUCGCGGAAGCUUUCAAGAAAAACACUGGUGAUAAUGUAGAAACGAAAGGAAUAAAAGCCCAUUUCGCUAUGGACGAGUCAGGAAUUUUAAAUCUGAUCGGCGUUGAACUCGUCGUUGAAAAAACUGUAACCGAAACUGAAGAAGAAGGAACGUUCUCGAAGCUUGGUAGUACAAUAAGCAAACUCUUUGGUGGUGAAGAAAAGCCUGUCCAUGAAGAACCAGAAGCAACACCAAAACCAGAAGAAACUGCCGAAGAAAAACCAAAAGAAGAACAAUCUAAAGAAGAAACUAAAAAUGAAACAGAAACAACUAGUAAAAAUGCAACUGAAAAAGAAGGACCAAAGGAAGUUAAGCCAAAAGUGGUCACAAUUAAAGAACCUAUAGAAUCUAAAGAAGUGUUCUUGACUGUCAACACUCUAAAUAAAGAACAGUUUGAUAAGUCCGUGGAUAAGUUAAGCAAACUGGACAAAGCCGAAAAAGAAUUAAAUAGGCGAGCGACAGCUUUGAACAACUUGGAAAGUUUCGUCAUAGACGUACAAAACAAACUCUAUGAAGACGACUUUGUUGCCGCCGCCACUGAAGAUGAAGUAAGCAAAAUUAAAAACUCAUGUUCGGAAGUUUCGGAUUGGUUGUAUGAAGACGGAUCCGACGCUGACGCCGAUACUUAUGAAAAGAAAUUAGAUACUUUGAGAACUCUCACCGCCGACUUAUUUAAGAGAGUUUGGGAGCAUAACGAACGACCUGAAGCGUUGAACGCAAUGAAUAGUAUGCUGAAUCACUCUGUGCAUUUUCUGGCUAACGCCAAGAAUUUAACGAAAACCGCGAAUCCAGAAAAAGAUGUUUUCACAGAUGUUGAGGUAGAAGCUUUAGAAAAAUUAAUAAAAGAAACUGAAGAGUGGAAAGACAAGAUGGUUGAAGAGCAAAGCAAAUUAAAGAAAUUUGAUCCCAUUAAGUUAACAGUGAGGUCCAUUACCGACAAAAUGGGAGCGUUGGAUAGGGAGGUUAAAUAUUUGGUGAACAAGAUAAAGUUGUGGAGACCGAAAAAAGUUGAAAAGUCGAAAGAAGAAACGGAACCUGAAAAGAAAGAAGAAUCGGAAGAAGGAAAAGUAAUUGAAGAGGAUGGUAAAGUGGAAGAAACAAUUGAAACACCACAAACCGAAACGCCAAUCAACGCGACUGAAACGGAAAAGGAGGAUAUCGAACCGACGAAAACUGCGGAGAGUGAUGAAACUCAUACAGAGCUGUAGUUAGUGUAAUUAUGAACAAUGUAGUGGUUUAUUUAUGUAAUUUGUUGGAACGUUUAAAUGCAGCACUCUUAAUGUUCAUACACUUCUUUGUUCAUCAUAUCUGUAUUUAAUAUGAAAUUUUGUGAUACAGACCUACUUACCUGACUUUUGUAAUUAUUUUUUAAUUUUGUUAUGAGAGGAGAUUUCAGAUUGUGUCGUGUAGAAAAUCAUUCCAGGGUGGAUUAAUUUAUUGUAGAAAAAUUACAAAUAUAUUUAUUACUCCAUAA
Zophobas morio is the source of this 3379-nucleotide messenger RNA. Its product is annotated as hypoxia up-regulated protein 1. Gene Ontology annotation, biological process: endoplasmic reticulum unfolded protein response. Gene Ontology annotation, cellular component: endoplasmic reticulum chaperone complex. The coding region runs from base 348 to 3113 and encodes 921 amino acids. The transcript is spliced from 3 exons. NCBI's taxonomy places the organism in Eukaryota, Metazoa, Arthropoda, Insecta, Coleoptera, Tenebrionidae. The record is from RefSeq and is a predicted model, not a curated record. Gene Ontology annotation, molecular function: ATP binding; ATP-dependent protein folding chaperone.